Lotus japonicus is the source of this 3737-nucleotide messenger RNA. RefSeq names its product autophagy-related protein 13b-like. The coding region runs from base 186 to 1772 and encodes 528 amino acids. Gene Ontology annotation, cellular component: phagophore assembly site; extrinsic component of membrane; cytosol. Lineage: Eukaryota; Viridiplantae; Streptophyta; Magnoliopsida; Fabales; Fabaceae. Gene Ontology annotation, biological process: piecemeal microautophagy of the nucleus; protein localization to phagophore assembly site; mitophagy. The transcript has 4 exons. The record is from RefSeq and is a predicted model, not a curated record.
UCCCCUAAACAAUAACAUGCACCUGCUUUCAGCCUACAAUGGCACUUCCAAUUUGGUCCCACUAUUCCCAACAUUAACAACUUCACUCUUCAUUGCAUUCAUUUGAUUACAAUUUUCAAUCAAUCACCACUCUCUUCUCUUCUCUUCUGCUUCACAAUUUCAGGGUCUUGUUCUGUUCCUGCAACAUGUCAUCCACACACUCUGAAGCGGCGAAGCUGGAACAAAUCAUCACCGAGUUCUUCGCCAAAAGCCUUCACAUAAUCCUCGAAUCAAGGGCAAUCUCCGCUUCAUCGCGCAAUUUCAGCACCGUUUCAUCUCCCUCUUCGUCCUCAUCAUCAUCUUCAAGCGUGAGGCCGAGGGAUAAAUGGUUCAAUCUAGCGCUGAGGGACUGCCCCGCCGCGCUGGAGAACACUGAGCUAUGGCGGCACGGGAACAUGGACCCAAUUGUGGUGGAUGUGGUUCUGGUUCAGAGGGAUCAAACCCUGAGUUUUUCUCCCAGAAGGGUUCUUCCCAGGAGUUCUUCUUUAAAGGAAAGGUACCCCUUUUGCUGGAACACUAUGAUGGAUAGGGAAGAAUUAGGGGUUGGGGUAGAGAGUGAGAGGGUUGUAGAGAGAUGGGUUGUGCAGUAUGAGAGCAGAAAACCCACUAGGGAUUCUAAUUCUGGUAGUAGAAGGUCAAGCAAUACUUCCUUACAUGCUUUGUAUAAAAAAUCAACUUUACUUUUGAGGUCUUUGUAUGCUACUGUUAGGCUUUUGCCUGCAUAUAAGAUCUUUAGGGAGCUCAAUUCCAAUGGGAAGAUUUGUGCUUUCACCCUUGCUCACAGGGUUUCCACUUUUGUUGAGCCCUUCACUAGUAAAGAAGAGGCGAAAAUGCUCAAGUUUGGGUUCACCCCUGUGGAUACCUCUUCUGGAAGGCUAUGCCUUUCAGUUAUGUAUUGUCCCUCGGUCUCGGAUGUGAGCUCUGAGCCUUCGACUCCUAUGUCCCCGCAAGUUAUAACUGAUUAUGUUGGGAGUCCAAUGGCUGAUCCUUUGAGGAGGUAUCCAUCACUUCCUGUGGCAAGAGUGCCAUUGCCCGGCACUCCGUCGUCAUUGCCAUCUUCAAGGCGGCAUAGUUGGAGUUAUGACCAUUGUAGAGCAUCAUCUCCUUCGAAUAAUUGUUCCCCUUCACCCACAUAUUCAGAAUCAAACACAUCUGUUUCCCUUGCUAGUUUUCAUUGCUAUCCACCCAACAGUUUGCCUCCUCAUCCUAGUGGAAUGUCCUUGCUUCAUAAGAAGAAUACAAAUUUCGACGAUUAUAACCCCUCACCAAGCUUCUCUCCCUCUCCCUCUCCAUCACCUCCCAUAUACAAUUUGGGAUCAUUAGCAUCAAAAGCACUUUUACGCUCUGAAAGUGCUCCCGUCUGCAUACCUAAUACUAAAGAUUCUGAUUCCCCUGGAUACACUGAUAGGCGUAAUUUGCCUCCAUCCUCUCCGCGUAGAGGUUUGAGGAAUGUGAUACAAACAUGCACAACAACUGAGAAGUUGUUUUCUCUUGGAAAAGAUGAGUCUCAGAAGUAUUCUGGAGCCAAGAUAGUAGCUAACAGCUUACCGCAGAUUUCAUUUUCCAGGAGCUCUAGCAGGUCUUAUCAGGAUGAUUUUGAUGAUACUGAUUUUACUUGUCCUUUUGAUGUGGAUGAUGAUGAUAUAACAGAUCCUGGUAGCAGUGAUGGCAAUAAUAUUGAAAUGGCCUGGAUUCACUAUGCUUACCAUCCUUUAUUUUGCCUCAUCUUCUGAACUCUGAAGUGUAUUAUUGGUAUUUAAGGCAAUUUAUUUUCUUCAAAGUAAGAGAUUGAUGUAUAUUUGUAGUUUGAGUCUGCUGGUUUCACCCUUUUCUUUUUUAAUGGACUACUGUAAUCCUAUCGCUUAAAAGUUCAACUUAGAUAUAUUGUACUAAUGCGCUCAUCCUGUUCUCUCUUAUACUGAUUCUUUGGUUCACAAAAUUUUCAUCUAUUCUGGCUGAUUGUAUGUAAUAAAGCCACUUAUUUUCAGAAAGGAUGUUAGAGAGGAUUGAAUAGACAGUGUUACAGAAUCACCAUGAUGAUUCUGUUUAUCCUUAUUCAUAUUUGAUUUGAAUAAAGGAAGAAAAUGUUCAUCAUUUGUCCACUAUUUAAUGUUGAAGUAGAUGGAGGGGGGGGGGGUCCUUUCGACAACCUCAGUCUUGCCAUGCCAUUGAUUCAGAAUUCCACAUUGUCAAACAGGGCACAUCAUUUGAGUAACUAAAUGAUUCCUACAGCAAUAGAAGAUUUUGAACAUUUUUUUAUAUAUUUGGCACUACAUGGUUUCUUGGUAGUAAGAAACGUCUUUAAAUUGUCUGUGGUUCAAAACUCUUGACCUUCUCAAACCAAGAAAAAAUAAAGUGUCCAGUUGAUAUAGUUGUUUUGGGGGGAUGGGUUUUGUUUGUGGUUAGGCUUCAAUCCCAUCUAUACGGUGGAUUUGUUUUUAUUGAAUAAGAAAAUUUACUAGAUAGAAAUGAGGGAGAAGUACAGCUAAUGGGAGGAUAGAAUACCCUCCAAAUGCAUAGGGAAAAAAGAUAAAAAGAAAAAGAAAAAUUAUAUGAAAUACUAAUUAGUGCAGCAAUGCUGCCGUAUCUCCGCAUAUUUGAAAUGGAAACUUCUUUGAAACAAUCAUGAGUAGAACACAUGAGCGAGGCCAUUAACAUCGUCCAGAACAGGUAAGGAGUAGAUAGGAACUUUUGGACAUGGGAGCUCACUACCACUUUUUAACUUUAUGUGAGGGUUGGAGGUUACAAAUUUGACAUUCAUCCACAUCAUUGAAAGUAGGGAAUCCCUGACAAAUGGAAUACCACUUACGAGGAAGCAUCCUAAUUCCUAUCUGAUCAGUGGUGAAUUCUUGCUCAGUUUAGUACUUUAAUGUGCAGGAAAUCUCCCAUUGGCUGGAAGGUCCAUCAUAUCCUUUUCUAGCAGCACAUUUUAUUUGGGGGGGGGUGUGAAAUCUGGGAAAUAAUAGUGUCAUGUAUGAUGUUUUAUAUAAUCUAUUUAUUGAUAGUAGCAGGUUCCUUUUCUCCUGGGAAUUCUUCAAUCCUCAUUAUAACGUCACUUAGAAGGGGCACUUUCAUCACCGCUCCACUUGGCUGCUAUCGGCUGUUUUGCUCUAUAAUCCAGAAGGAAUUGCUUUAUCAGAUAUAAUUUAAUAUAGUUGAGAAUAUAAAAAGUAUCCUGAUCCUGGCUAUAUAUCUCUUGUAUUUGUAUGGCCUUCUCAUUUGUACUUUGUAGUAGGAAUUAGUUUUUAGAUCUGGUUGCUACCUUGCUGGUAUGGUAUAUCAAAGACAACAAGAACUUUACUUGACAAAAUGCAUUGUGUGUUGUAUCUUCUCAGACAUUUCAUGUAAUUUAGUGACUAUUUUAAAUCUGUCAGCUGGUUUUUACUAUGCUACCAUUAAGAAUUGAGUUUUGCAUAAUAAUAGAAAAACAGAAAUAGGAAGAUAGUUAUUUUGAUUAGUUUGUAAUCUUAUGCUAGAAGAUUGGGUUGGCCAAGCUGGGUUAACAUUCUGUUAAUUACUUGAUACUUGUGCUGACUACAAUUGAAAUCCUUUUACAUCUCUUUUUAGUUGAGUCAGGAUUUUAAAAAGUUUGUUUGUAGAAUCUGGCAAUAUUUUCUCAGUUUUGUUGAAAUAUGUGUCAUAAAAUGUGCCAGCAUUUGCCUUUUAUUUAGAAUUUUGAAUAUGCUUUCUUGUACUUG